AUGGUCUCGUACCUAGAAGGCCAGGUGACGCGAGACGGGCGUAAACGCGCCCCGCGCCAUCUCUUCGGCACCAACUACCGAAAGCCGUUCCCGUGGAUCCGCGUUGGUCUUGGGCUGGCCGCGAUGGCGGCUGCCGCGGACAUGAUCUACCGCCGUAUGAGCUACGUGUCUCCGAAAGAUCAGUUCAUCCGUAAAAUCAAGAUUUGUCCGUAUGGUGUUAUGGGCACGCAGAUGACGCUGCAAGGGUCGCUGCGGCAAGACGGGCCAAAGCCGGACGACACAACGGUGAUCACUGACCCGUGCGAUCUGAUGCACGUCUUCACCACCGUCGAUGGCGCGACGGGGACGUCGGGUGCUAUCUACAAGUGGGUAGGCCUCACCAGAGCUUUCCCGAACGAUGUAGUCAUGGCCAUGAGCAAGGUGGGCGAUGCAAAACAUCAUCAGUACGGCCCCAAGGACAGUGAGGCUGGCGAAAAGCAUGUAAUUCACGUAUCAGCUCCCGACUUCCGCGAGGGCAUUUGGUCGGAGCGCGAGGCUGCAAUAGAGCUCUCGCGGGCGUAUCGAAACGUACUACACGAGUACGCCGUCAGCAACUGCCAAACGCUUCGCAUGGUUCCCCUUUCGGGCGGCUUACAGGCGGGGCCGCUGUACAACCAACUUCCCGCCAUCACGCACUCAGCACUGCUCAUGGGGUUUGAGCAGUUGCACCUGUUUGACAAAGAGUACGUGCUGCGAAACGAGAAUAACAUCGAGCUGUGCGUCUUUAUGAAUCGCGAGUGGGACAUGUUCAACAAGGCAUUUGAAAACUUGCCGACAGGGCUGACAAGUUGA
Messenger RNA from Leishmania braziliensis MHOM/BR/75/M2904, 831 nucleotides. RefSeq lists its product as hypothetical. Lineage: Eukaryota; Euglenozoa; Kinetoplastea; Trypanosomatida; Trypanosomatidae. Bases 1 to 831 code for a protein of 276 amino acids. The transcript has a single exon. The record is from RefSeq and is a predicted model, not a curated record.